Sinocyclocheilus grahami is the source of this 8148-nucleotide messenger RNA. RefSeq names its product acetyl-CoA carboxylase. Gene Ontology annotation, cellular component: mitochondrion. The record is from RefSeq and is a predicted model, not a curated record. The transcript is spliced from 50 exons. The coding region runs from base 199 to 6804 and encodes 2201 amino acids. Gene Ontology annotation, molecular function: metal ion binding; acetyl-CoA carboxylase activity; ATP binding. NCBI's taxonomy places the organism in Eukaryota, Metazoa, Chordata, Actinopteri, Cypriniformes, Cyprinidae. Gene Ontology annotation, biological process: fatty acid biosynthetic process.
CGUGAUGCUCCUGUCAAAGAGGCUGGGACUCCAGCCUGUACCAUUAUGCUGCUAUAUAGCCUAUUAGCCUUCACCGGAGCGGAGAUGGGCUUCAAUUAGGAGGGAAUACAGUCGAUAUUAAAACGUCGGUUUACACGCCUCAGAAUUGCUUGCAGACUCUUUUCGCACGUGCUUGCAGCCUGCCAGCGUGGCCUAAGUAUGGCAGAGCAGGACUCCACCGGGAAGAAGCUUCCAGCAGUGGCUGCGCUGCACUCUCACUUCAUCGUGGGUUCUGUGUCUGAGGAAAACUCUGAGGAUGAAACCGCAGGGAAGCUGGACCUGCAGAUGGAGGAGAAUCCGCGCUCCCUUUCCCCCUCUUCAGUCAGUUCAGACAGCACUUAUGAGAUGGGCUUCGACAGCCUGGACGGACCCUUGCACAAUAUGAGGCCUAGCAUGUCAGGACUUCACCUUGUGAAGCAGGGCAGGAACCGCAGACGCAUCGACUUGCAGAGGGACUUUACUGUCGCUUCCCCCGCUGAAUUCGUCACCCGAUUUGGUGGCAACAAAGUCAUUGAGAAGGUUCUCAUUGCUAACAAUGGCAUCGCUGCAGUUAAGUGCAUGCGCUCCAUCCGUCGCUGGGCUUAUGAAAUGUUUCGGAAUGAACGGGCCAUACGUUUUGUAGUCAUGGUUACCCCGGAGGACCUCAAAGCCAAUGCAGAGUAUAUCAAGAUGGCAGAUCACUAUGUACCUGUCCCAGGAGGGACAAACAACAACAACUAUGCUAAUGUGGAACUCAUUUUGGACAUAGCUAAGCGAAUUCCCGUUCAGGCUGUAUGGGCCGGUUGGGGUCAUGCCUCUGAGAACCCCAAACUCCCUGAAUUGCUGCACAAGAACGGCAUAGCCUUCAUGGGUCCACCUAGUCAGGCUAUGUGGGCUCUUGGAGAUAAGAUCGCCUCUUCUAUUGUGGCCCAGACAGCUGGCAUCCCCACACUACCCUGGAGUGGAACAGGGCUGACUGUAGAGUGGACAGAGAAUGACCAGAAGAAAGGAAUUGUUAAUGUCCCUACUGAGCUGUACGAGCAGGGCUGUGUACAUGAUGUGGAGGCUGGACUGAAGGCGGCUGAACAAAUAGGUUACCCUGUGAUGGUGAAGGCGUCUGAAGGCGGAGGAGGAAAAGGUAUCCGGAAAGUCAACGGUGCAGAAGACUUGCCCAACCUCUUUAGACAGGUUCAAGCUGAGGUUCCGGGUUCCCCGAUCUUUGUCAUGCAAUUGGCCAAACAUGCUCGCCACCUGGAGGUACAGAUUUUGGCUGAUCAGUACGGUAACGCCAUCUCCCUGUUCGGCCGCGACUGCUCCGUCCAGCGCAGACACCAGAAAAUCAUUGAAGAGGCUCCGGCUACUAUUGCCACCUCUGAUGUGUUUGAGGAUAUGGAGAAGUGCGCAGUGAGGUUGGCAAAGAUGGUGGGCUAUGUGAGUGCAGGCACAGUGGAAUAUCUCUACAGUCAAGACAGCAGCUUUUACUUCCUAGAGCUCAACCCUCGUCUUCAAGUGGAACAUCCUUGUACUGAGAUGGUGGCUGAUGUUAACCUGCCUGUGGCCCAACUGCAGAUCGCUAUGGGCAUCCCACUUCACCGCAUUAAAGACAUCAGGGUGAUGUACGGGAUGCAGCCAUGGGGAGAUUCCCCCAUUGACUUUGAUGGACUCUCCACUACCCCCUCUCCGCGAGGACAUGUAAUUGCAGCUCGAAUUACUAGCGAGAACCCAGAUGAGGGCUUUAAGCCCAGCUCAGGAACUGUCCAGGAGUUAAAUUUCCGCAGUAACAAGAAUGUGUGGGGCUACUUCAGUGUAGCGGCUGCUGGAGGGCUGCAUGAGUUUGCAGACUCUCAGUUUGGCCAUUGCUUCUCCUGGGGAGAGAACCGUGAGGAGGCCAUCUCAAACUUGGUGGUGGCCCUCAAGGAGCUGUCCAUCAGAGGAGACUUCAGGACUACAGUGGAGUAUCUUAUAAAGCUGCUAGAAACAGAAAGUUUCCAGCACAAUAGCAUCGACACAGGUUGGCUGGACAGACUCAUCUCAGAGAAGAUGCAGGCCGAGCGUCCUGACACUAUGCUGGGUGUAGUGAGUGGAGCUCUGCAUGUGGCUGAUGUCAAUCUCAGAAACAGUGUGUCCAAUUUCCUGCAUUCACUGGAGAGAGGGCAGGUUUUACCUGCACACACGCUGUUAAACACAGUAGAUGUUGAGCUAAUCUAUGAGGGGACCAAAUAUGUUCUCAAGGUGACCAGACAGUGUCCUAACUCUUACGUGGUCAUCAUGAAUAACUCUGCGGAGGUGGAUGUUCAUCGGUUGAGCGACGGGGGUCUGCUGCUCUCGUAUGACGGCAGCAGCUACACUACCUACAUGAAGGAGGAAGUGGACAGGUAUCGCAUCAUUAUUGGUAACAAGACAUGUGUGUUUGAAAAAGAGAAUGAUCCUUCACUCCUGCGCUCACCAUCUGCUGGGAAACUCAUCCAGUAUACUGUGGAGGAUGGUGGACACCUGUUUGCUGGACAGAGUUAUGCAGAAAUCGAGGUGAUGAAGAUGGUGAUGACCCUGACGGCCUCAGAGUCUGGUUGUAUUCACUAUGUGAAGAGAGCAGGUGCAGUGCUGGAGCCGGGCUGUAUCAUCGCCAAACUGCAGCUGGACGAUCCCAGCAGAGUACAGCAGGCGGAGCUGUUUACAGGAACAUUACCCAGUGUUCAGUCCGUGGCUCUCAGGGGAGAGAAGCUUCACAGAGUCUUCCACAGCACUCUGGAUCACCUAGUGCACAUAAUGAAUGGCUACUGUCUGCCAGAGCCCUUCUUCAGUGCCAAGCUGAAAGAAUGGGUGGAGCGUCUGAUGAAGACUCUGAGGGACCCCUCUCUGCCGCUGCUGGAGCUUCAGGACAUCAUGACGAGCGUUUCAGGCCGUAUCCCUCCUGCCGUAGAGAAGUCUAUCAAGAAAGAAAUGGCUCAGUACGCCAGCAACAUCACCUCUGUCCUCUGCCAGUUUCCCAGUCAGCAGGUUGCCAAUAUACUGGACAGUCAUGCUGCCACGCUGAACAGGAAGUCAGAAAGAGAAGUCUUCUUCAUGAACACGCAGAGCAUUGUACAGCUGGUUCAGAAGUACCGCAGUGGCAUCAGAGGGCAUAUGAAGGCAGUGGUGAUGGACCUCCUCAGGCAGUAUUUAAGAGUGGAAGUUCAGUUUCAACAUGGUCACUAUGACAAGUGUGUAUUUGCACUACGAGAGGAAAACAAAGGGGACAUGGCUAAUGUGCUCAACUACAUAUUCUCUCAUGCACAAGUCACAAAGAAGAACUCUCUGGUCACCAUGUUGAUUGAUCAGCUGUGUGGACGAGACCCUACUCUGACAGAUGAGCUCAUGGCAAUACUCACAGAACUCACACAGCUCAGCAAGACCACUAAUGCCAAGGUGGCGUUGCGGGCACGGCAGGUUCUCAUUGCCUCGCACCUUCCGUCAUACGAGCUGCGACACAAUCAGGUGGAAUCCAUCUUCCUGUCUGCCAUCGACAUGUACGGGCAUCAGUUCUGCAUUGAAAACCUGCAGAAACUGAUCCUGUCAGAGACAUCCAUCUUUGAUGUGCUGCCAAAUUUCUUUUACCACAGUAAUCAGGUGGUACGGAUGGCUGCUUUAGAGGUGUAUGUUCGUAGAGCUUAUAUCGCUUAUGAACUCAACAGCGUCCAGCACCGUCAGCUGAAGGACAACACGUGCAUCGUGGAGUUCCAGUUCAUGCUGCCCACAUCCCACCCCAACAGAGGGAACAUCCCCACUCUAAACAGGAAACUGUCUGCCCCACUUCAGGACUACAAACUUCCAGAUAUCACAGCUAACGCUAGUGCUGCCACAGGGGCAGCUAGUGAGUCUGCUGAGAAUGAGGACAGCAUUCAAGAUGAGCCGAUUCAUAUCCUUAAUGUGGCCAUAAAGACAGACAGUGACAUUGAUGAUGAUGGGUUAGCAGCCAUGUUCCACGAGUUUACUCACUCUAAGAAAUCUCUGCUAUUUGAGCACGGCAUCCGAAGACUUACCUUUUUGGUUGCUCAGAAGAGAGAAUUCCCCAAAUUUUUCACUUUUCGAGCUCGAGGCAAGUUUGAGGAGGACCGUAUCUACAGGCACUUGGAACCUGCCUUGGCUUUCCAGCUGGAGCUCAACCGCAUGCGAAACUUUGCACUGACGGCCAUCCCCUGUGCCAACCAUAAGAUGCACCUGUACUUGGGAGCUGCCCGCGUGGAAGUGGGCACUGAGGUCACAGAUUACCGCUUCUUUGUGCGGGCCAUCAUCCGCCACUCGGACUUGGUCACCAAGGAAGCGUCAUUUGAGUACCUGCACAACGAGGCAGAACGUUUGCUGCUGGAGGCCAUGGAUGAGUUGGAAGUGGCCUUCAACCACACCACAGUGCGCACUGACUGCAAUCACAUCUUCCUAAAUUUUGUCCCAACCGUCAUCAUGGACCCUUCUAAGAUUGAGGAAUCUGUGCGCUCCAUGGUCAUGCGCUACGGGAGUCGCCUCUGGAAGCUCCGUGUGCUCCAAGCCGAGCUGAAGAUUAACAUCCGACUGACACCCACUGGCAAACAGAUCCCCAUCCGCCUCUUCCUGACCAAUGAGAGUGGCUACUACCUGGACAUCAGCCUGUACAAGGAGGUCACAGACUCCCGUACAGGACAGAUCAUGUUCCAGGCAUAUGGAGAUAAGCAGGGUCCUCUUCAUGGCAUGCUCAUCAACACACCCUAUGUCACUAAAGACCUCCUGCAGUCCAAACGCUUCCAGGCCCAGAGCCUCGGUACCACCUAUGUCUAUGACUUCCCAGAGAUGUUCCGUCAGGCUCUGAAGAAGCUAUGGCAGUCCAUGGACGCACACGCCAACUUACCCAAGUGUCCUCUUCCAUCGGAAUUGCUGACCUUCACAGAGCUGGUUCUGGAUUCUCAGGGUCAGCUAGUGCAGAUGAACCGCCUACCUGGAGGAAAUGAGAUUGGCAUGGUAGCAUGGCGGAUGACUCUCCGAACCCCUGAGUACCCGGCUGGCCGUGAGAUUAUUGUGAUCAGCAAUGACAUCACACAUAAGAUUGGCUCCUUCGGGCCGCAGGAGGAUGUGCUGUUCCAGCAGGCUUCAGAGAUGGCGCGGGAAAGCGGCAUCCCACGAAUCUAUAUCGCUGCCAACAGCGGAGCCCGGAUUGGCCUGGCAGAGGAGAUCAGACACAUGUUCCAUGUGGCCUGGCAGGAUCCAGCAGACCCCUACAAGGGCUUUCAGUACCUGUACCUCACACCUCAGGACUAUAAGAAGGUGUCUGCUCUGAACUCAGUCCACUGUGAACAUGUGGAAGACGAGGGUGAAUCAAGGUAUAAGAUCACUGAUAUCAUUGGUAAAGAGGAGGGGUUGGGUGUGGAGAACUUGAGAGGUUCUGGCAUGAUCGCGGGUGAAUCUUCACUGGCAUAUGAGGAUAUCAUCACCAUGAACCUGGUAACAUGCAGAGCCAUUGGAAUCGGAGCAUAUCUGGUGAGACUGGGCCAAAGAACCAUACAGGUGGAGAACUCUCACAUCAUCCUGACUGGAGCUGGAGCUCUCAAUAAGGUUCUGGGUCGCGAGGUGUACACCUCCAAUAACCAGCUGGGUGGAGUACAGAUCAUGCACAAUAAUGGAGUCACACACACCACUGUGUGCGAUGAUUUUGAGGGAGUGUUUACGUUACUGCUCUGGCUGUCUUACAUGCCGAAGAAUAAGUCGAGUCCUGUGCCAAUACUCAGUGCUAAAGAUCCCAUUGAUCGGCCAGUGGAGUUUGUUCCUACAAAGGCACCUUAUGACCCACGCUGGAUAUUAGCGGGACGUCCCAGUCAGAACACUAAGGGUGCGUGGGUGAGCGGGUUCUUUGACCACGGCUCUUUUCUGGAGAUCAUGCAGCCGUGGGCACAGAGUGUAAUCGUAGGACGGGCCAGGUUGGGCGGGAUCCCGACUGGAGUAGUUGCAGUAGAAACCCGAUCAGUGGAGCUUUCUAUCCCAGCAGACCCAGCGAAUUUGGACUCCGAAGCCAAGAUCAUCCAACAAGCAGGGCAAGUGUGGUUCCCUGACUCUGCUUUUAAGACCGCACAGGCCAUUAAAGACUUCAACAGGGAGGGGCUUCCACUCAUGGUGUUUGCCAACUGGAGAGGCUUCUCUGGAGGGAUGAAAGACAUGUAUGACCAGGUGCUGAAGUUUGGAGCGUAUAUAGUGGACGGGCUGAGAGAAUACAGACAGCCAGUGCUGGUGUACAUCCCUCCACAAGCAGAGCUCAGGGGAGGAUCAUGGGUCGUCAUAGACCCCACCAUCAACCCUCGCCACAUGGAGAUGUAUGCAGAUAAGGACAGCCGUGGUGGCGUGCUGGAGCCUGAAGGCACGGUGGAGAUCAAGUUCCGUAAAAAAGACCUGGUGAAGACCAUGAGACGGGUGGACCCUGUAUACAUGGGGCUUGCAGAAAGACUGGGCACCCCAGAAUUGAGUGUGUCUGAGCGUAAAGAGCUGGAGAGUAAACUGAAAGAGAGAGAAGAGUUCCUGCUGCCAAUAUAUCAUCAAGUAGCCGUGCAGUUUGCCGACCUUCAUGACACACCGGGCCGCAUGCAGGAGAAAGGAGUCAUCACUGAUGUCCUGGAGUGGCGGACAUCUCGACUGUUCUUCUAUUGGCGCUUGCGGCGGUUACUGCUGGAGGACACGGUUCAGAGGAAGAUCCAGUGUGCCAAUAGUGAGCUGACAGACGGGCAGGUUCAGGCCAUGCUCCGCCGCUGGUUCGUGGAAGCAGAGGGAGCUGUGAAACCUGGUUCAAGCUAACCCUGAAGUGGCCAUGGACUCUAUUGUUCACAUGACCCAGCACAUUUCCCCCACGCAGCGUGCUGAGGUGGUCCGAAUCCUGUCCACCAUGGACGCCCCUGCGUCAUCAUAGAGCCCUGUUUACACACAAUCAUCUCAGAGGCAUGAUGUUACUGGAAACUGGAACUAGAGGAGCCAACAUGGCGGUGCUGCGAUGUUAUGUGACAUAGCAUUGUUGGCUAUGAUUCUGAAAGUAUGCUAUAACAGAGAUACUCCGUGUCAGUACCUACGAAUGCACAUCAAUGAGCACCUUUAGAAACACUAAAGUAAAACGUUCUAGUGUUGUGUUUAUAGUUUUGCAAUCUAGUCAAGUGCACUUUGAGACUUAGAUUGAACAGAGACCAAUUGUAGAAACUAGCUUCCCAAAGCUGCUGUUAGAGGAUGUUACACUUUUUUAGAAAUGGUUUUUUGUUUGUUUAAAAGGCAGUAGAUUAAUGUAUAAGAGAGAACUUUGCAACUUAAAAAUCAACUUUACACUUUCUCCUACAACAGUCAGGUGAUAACACGAGUCCACACUGAGAGUAAGCGAUCUCACAUCUAGAUCACUCCUGUUUCAGGAGUGAUGUAGCUGUAUUUCGUUGCAUCACUCACUGUGUAGACGUGGUAUUAUUCGUCACAUGCAUGACGGUCGAUUGAGCCGUAUGACCGCAUCAGAUUGUGACUACGCUUGUUUCAUUCCCUUGUGACUUAACCAAAAAAAUUAUAUAUUUUUUUUAAAUGUGUAUCCACUGGUAUUGUACUUAUGACGUUUAAUUUUUUUAGCAUAGAUAAAAUGCUGAGAAGACAUUAAUAACUUAUUAAACAUGUCUAAGUGCCGCACACUGUAGUUCAACAUGGUACACUGUAAUGUAAAUGUGUAACUGUAGAACGUGAUUAUUAUUCCAACAUAUUCUGGAAUGACAAGAGUGCAGUGCAGAAAUAUACUAAAUGAAAGCAUUGGAGGUGGCAGAGGAUAAUUAAGCAAAGUGAAUGGAGUAUUAUGCACAAUCUACACUGGCAGUCAUGAUGCUUUUUUUAGAUCCACAAUGUCUCAUUGGCAUCAUGAUGGUUGUCUCCACUACUGGAAAACAAGCUGCCACUCUAAUGCUAGCACUAAUAUUUGAUUCUAUGAAAGGUGAAAAUUGUGACAUGCUGUCACGCAAACAGUUGGUGGACUGUCUCAUGUGUCUAUAAGUGUUGCUAAACAUGUUACUGAAGAGAUCAGAAGCUGUCUCCAGUCAAAAUGGAGGAUUUCCUGUUUACUGUGGCAAGCUGUGAUUGCCUCUAAAAAAUAACUAAAUAAACUCAAAUUCUGACGUUAAAUUA